Molecule: messenger RNA, 474 nt
Organism: Ornithodoros turicata
Lineage: Eukaryota; Metazoa; Arthropoda; Arachnida; Ixodida; Argasidae
Product: tigger transposable element-derived protein 6-like
Exons: 1
Coding region: 1-474 (157 amino acids)
Source: RefSeq, a predicted model, not a curated record
AUGGUUUUCAGAGAUUUUCGCACAGAACGUUCCUGCCAGUGGUCCCAUGCUGCAAGCGAAAGCCAUGGGCUUCGUAAACCUACUCAUGAUGACUUCAAUCCAUUGAACGGCUGGAUUCAACGUUUCAAGGAUCGUCAUGGUAUCAGCAGUAAAGUCGUCGCUGGAGAAAGUGGAGAAGUGUACGACGCCAGCAUCCAGGCGUGGCUCAAUAUCAACCUGGAGGCAAUGCUAUCAUCGUACGCAGACUGUGACAUCUACAGUGCUGACAAAGCAGAGCUAUUCCACUACCUGCUUUCAAGCUGUACGCUUGCACUGAAAGGCGAACCCUACACCGACCGCAAUGUGUCAAAGGACCGUGUUAUGGUGUUGUUCUGCGCCAACAUGGAUACCUCCAACAAGUGUCGCUGGUUCAUCAUCGGAAGAUCUGCACGGCCACGUUGUUUCAAAACCCGUGGAUGUCUAACUGUAACCUAA